Messenger RNA from Alternaria alternata, 1304 nucleotides. RefSeq names its product NAD(P)-binding protein. Lineage: Eukaryota; Fungi; Ascomycota; Dothideomycetes; Pleosporales; Pleosporaceae. The record is from RefSeq and is a predicted model, not a curated record. The coding region runs from base 269 to 1183 and encodes 304 amino acids. The transcript has a single exon.
UAUAAUGUUUGCCAGAGUCGCAAACGCUAAUACGGUUCAACAGGCGUCAUGCGCCUACCCAGACCCUUAAGCGACCGUUGCGGGUAAUGUUUCCCGGGUUUCCUCCCGGCUCGCCAACGACUAUCCGACCCUUGAAGAUCCGCUUUGACAACCAGACACAGUAGCAGGUAGCUAAACGACCCUGCUGCUACAGAGUCUCACGAUUACACCAUCUUCGACAAGUACCCAAACUCUGUCAAUCGAAUAAUCGAAACGAAACAUCCGUAAAAUGCGCGUAAUUGUUUUCGGUGCAUCUGGUGUCCAGGGGCGACAUCAAGUUCACGUCCUGGCUCGAGCAGGUCAUUCAGUUAUCGCUGUAAGCCGCAACCCCAAACCCGUUCUGGUGGACGAGAAGUCUGUGGAGACAUUUGCUGCAGAUUUCACCGACCGAGAUGCCAUUGCAAAAGUGCUCCAGGGCGCCGACAGAAUCUUUCUCAACCUCCCGUCUACAUCCUUCAACCAAUCAGAGCCCAUCAUUGCUGCAGCCAGAUACAUCGGGGAAGCCGCGAAGAAUGCCAAAGUUCCGUUGAUUCUAUUCAACACGAGUAUGCCAGUAGCCAAAGAACCCCAAGGCAUUGUAGCACAGGACGACCGAAGGGAAAUGAGAAGGUUGUUGCGGGAGUCAGUACCAACAAUCAGUAUCGAGCCUGUAGUCUACCUCGACAAUUUGCUCGAAGGCUGGGCCCUACCUCCCAUCCGCGACCGCAAUACUGUUGUCUACUGUCACAAGCCCGAUCUCCGCGUAUCGUGGAUCUGUCACUACGAUGUCGCCCAAAUCAUGAUGGCAGCGAUGGAUCACCCUGAGCUCGCAGGCCGCGAUAUCCCUAUCGGCGGUCCUGAGACCGUGAUGUUGUCUCAGCUGACUGAGAAGGUAUCGAAAGCGUGGAGCAAGCAGCUGAGUUAUGAGAACCAGACUGUCGCAGACUUCUGCGACAAGAUCGGUAAAGCGAUGCAGGGGCGUGGUCUUGAGACGGAUACAAUUGUGAGCCAGAUGUUCAAGGCGUAUACUUAUUACAACGAGGCGGAAGACGAGCCGUUCAACGUUGAUAUGAGACCCUUAGUAAAAGAGCUCGGUGUGAAAUUGACGCCGAUCGAGGAGUGGGCGAAGAGAAGGAGUCCAUGGAAUGACAAAGGGUACUACUAGAUGCCGGAGAGGGAGACGUUUGCGAGCUGCAACUCGAGCCUAGAACUGAUCAGUUCGCAAAACUCUGGAGGGGUAGACGGAUGCUUGCAUGCAAGCUGAUCGGCUUUGCCCAACGACUGCG